UAUGUGGAGAAUUAUUUUUAAGUUUUUAUUUCAAAAUAAACAUCUUUAGAUACUUCCAUAUGUAACACUAUCAACAAAUAACUAUUUUCACUAUUUGUUAUAAUUAUAAAACUGACAAUGUUAAAAGUUGUUUCCCUUUCCAUCAAGGAACUGAAAAUUUCAUAAUUGUUUUAAAAUACAGGUACUAAUGAUUAAAACUCAUUGUCAUGAGUUUUAUGGGUUGUAAUAUAUAUUCAUAUGCUUAUGUUGUAAUAAAAGAGAAAACAGAUGUGCAUAGGUAUGUACACAUUCUCACCUCUGGAGUUUGGAAAUGAUAGGAAAAUUAAUAGAGGCAUGAUAAAGACACCUAUAUCACAUGAGAGGUGAUAAGUUUAGAUUUUCUCAUUUCUAACUAUUAAAAAUAUGCUUUGCCUUUGUCAUCCAUUGGUUUGGAAAACUUUUAUCUCUCUGGCUCAUUAAUAUUUGAACAGUUCUCCAUGAAAAAUGAUGAACGAUUUGCUUCAUGGCAGGAUGUACAGAUGGUCAAUUUAAUCUGCAUCCUUGAGACUUCUCAUGACUAAAUUUUGACAUCAUGUCAUUAAACAUUUGUGUAUUAUUUAUGUCAUAUUCUAGAAAACAAAUAUAGCUACAUCUUGCUAUCUCUUGCCAUCUAUCAGUUUUAUUGAUAGGAUUUAUCUACCUAGACACUAUACCUUUCACAAAGGAACAUGUAUCCGAAUAUAUACCUCACUUUUGUCUCCUCAGAGACCCAUACAUUUUUGUCCUCAAGUGCAAUAAUGACAUGGUUAUGAACAAAUGUGUGGCAGGUGUGGAGACAAAUGUUUACAUGACUUGGAUUCUCUAGCCUUGUUCAGAGAUGUCUUUGCUGAUGAUUGUGUGUGUUUGUAUAUGUGCAUGUGUGUGUGUGAUACCUAUGCCUUGUGUACACUGAAAUUGAAAAAAGGAAAACAAGUGUUGGCUAUUUUCAAACACUACUGCACAACAUAUCACCAUAAUUGUGUAUUGUAAAUGGUAGCAGCUUUGAACCUAGAAGUUGACCCUGUAUAUUCCUUGAAUUUGUAGCUAUGAUGUUUACACUCUUGAUGAGUUGAGUUAUUAUUAUACUACCAUGGGUAAAUAUAAAGAUCAGAAUCUUAAAAUUUCUUUUGACAUUAAGCUAUUAAGUUUAGUGUCUGAUGGCUUUUUGAAGGCCUAGGUAAUUACCUUGCACAUUAACUUGGCUCCUCCAAUUCUCUGUCCUCUGUAAUAAUGAAUUCCCACUUGGUGAAUCGACUGGGGCUUCCCACAAAUGCUUACAAUGGGCUGCUGUUAGCGGAGUUUGAAAUUAUCCCUGUGCCAGAGUUAGAGGAUUUCGAGGUUUAGGGCACUAACAAUAGCUGAGAAAUAUAAGCAGAAAGGAUGGGAAAAUGAUUCCUUGUGGAGUGGACAAGGAAAUUUUCCUGAAAGGACAGAGCCCGGGAAGCAAUAGCAGGUCUUAUUUUCUUCUGUGGUGUAACUAUUGAAAGAAGUGGUCCUUCAGGAAACCAUGCAUUAGUUAGGAUCAGGCUUCCUUUUUAUUCCUUAUCAACCUGUAAUCUUUUGAUUGUUGCCUGUUUUUCACCAGUGAAGAAAUAGUAAUCCACACUGGCUUAUCUCUCCUAAUCACAGACUCACAGAGCUAGGGCUCUCUGAGCUUUUAAUUCCUUCUUAGAGGCCUAACAGAGUGGAAAGUAAACAAAGACCAAAUUUGCAACCUUCAACGUAGCUAAUUUCCUCUGAUGUCAGAAUACUUAAACAGGCAGGACCUGGGAAUUAUUUGAUCAAACCUGCUUUAAUCUAAUGCAUGCAGAAGGGCUGUGUCUGGAAGGCUCUGCAAAAUGACACGGGUCCCAAGGGAGCCUUAUGGAAGGUUUCCUCUUUCAGAAACACUAGCUUCCUCAUUUUAAACUCGAGUAGCUGUGUUGGAGUAAAUUCAUAAAAAGUAGUUUUCCUGCUUUUGAAAUUUUAUUUUAUUUGGCUGAAAAUUGUUGAUGAGAUAAUAGUUUUCUUUGGUUUUCCAUUUGCUGCGUUUUUGAUGGCUAAAUGCCUUGAUACUAUUUUACCUUUACUAUGAAAUGAAUUAAUAAUAAAAUAUUAUUAUCGGGUAAAUACUGGAGAAGGAGAAGGGUAAAACAUUAUCUGACUUCACACACAUUCUUCUAUUACUACUGGUAGAAGAAAGUGAAAACAUAAAAGACAAAAGAUGCAAACCCAUGUGGUUCUUUCUUUAGAUUGUGACAGGCAUGUUGCUACAGUAAGAGUUAAGAAAAACUGGAGUCAAUGAAAUUUUAAAUGAAGAAUUUACUAAUUCUGAGAUAUCCAGACAGCAUUACUGACUCAGUUUGGCCUUUCAUUUGACUCACAACUGCCUGAAUACUUAGAAUUAGCAUAUUUUUGACAGAGAGAAGUAGAUGAAGGGACAGAACUCUAUACCUGAAAUAUAAUUUUAAGAUUAUUUUUUGUACAAUUGUACUAAUUAGGUAGUAUUGGAAAUACUCAUUAAAUACUAAUUCAGUUUUAAAGGCUAUUAAAAGACACUUUGUCACAGAACAUCAAUAUUGCUCAAAAUUUUUAUUGAGAAUAGAUUGAGUUAAAAACAACAUUUAAAGAAGUGUUUAAAUGAGUUUUUUUGACAAGUAAACAUUGCUGCUCUGAUGUUUUCACAUCUGAUCUCAAACACAGCUCCCCACACAAAGUAAUUCAGAAGCCAUGGCUUAAAAAUAGAUCCUAAACUCUGAUGCUUUGUGUAAAUACGUAUUAAGAAUAACAUGCCACUAGAUCUAGCAUUUGACUCCUUGGGUGACAAUGAAUAUCAAUGCCUGUUAUUUGUCAUUCUGAAACCUGCCGGGUGAUGAUUCUUUUUAUUGGUUCAUCCUUCCAAACAUAUUUCAUCGCACCAUGUGCACAGGAGUUCUUUAGGCGGGUAUGUCGGAGCUGGGUGUCGCCUGGCAGUCCCCUCUCCCCUUUCCUCUCUCCCCUUCUCGCCCUGGUACUCUCACCUCCCUCUGCCUCCAGCCCCCUCUCGCUCCUUUGGGCUCACGCCCCCCUCCUCCCCCUCCAGCUGGCGGGGGCUGCGCUGCCUCCCAGACCUAGCAGACCUGCUCAGUCAGCUGAGGCUCCCUGAGGACAGCUGCCUCCGGAGCCGCCGGGACCUUCCAUUCUGCACGGGAUGGCAGCGGCAGCAGCAUCCCCGCCAGCGGCAGCGGCGGCUGCGGCCACCGCCACCACCUCGGACGCUAUUGUUCCCUGGUGUUAGACGCGCUCUCCCUCCUUCUCAUCUGAAGCGAACAAUAGCAGGAAAGAGCUUUGCUUUCUGUACUCUUUGGGAAGACGUUCCAAGAGCGGAGAAAAAUUCCCUGCCGAGCGUGCUGUGGCUCUGGACCCUGGAGUGGCUGCGGGCGGCAUGGGGCUGCAAGCCAGGCGCUGGGCGUCCGGGAGCCGGGGCGCUGCGGGGCCGCGCCGGGGCGUCCUGCAGCUGCUGCCGCUGCAGCUCCUCUUGCUGCUGCUGCGCCCGGGCGCCUGCAGGGCUGCAGCGCAGGGCGAGGCGGAGGCGCCCACCCUCUAUCUGUGGAAGACUGGUCCAUGGGGCCGAUGCAUGGGAGAUGAAUGUGGUCCAGGAGGCAUCCAAACGAGGGCUGUGUGGUGCGCUCAUGUGGAGGGAUGGACGACGCUACAUACUAACUGUAAGCAGGCCGAGAGACCCAAUAACCAGCAGAAUUGUUUCAAAGUUUGCGACUGGCAUAAGGAAUUGUAUGACUGGAGGCUGGGACCCUGGAAUCAGUGUCAGCCUGUGAUUUCAAAAAGCCUAGAGAAACCUCUUGAAUGCAUUAAGGGGGAAGAAGGUAUUCAGGUGCGGGAGAUAGUGUGCAUCCAGAAAGACAAAGAUAUUCCUGCGGAGGAUAUCAUCUGUGAGUACUUUGAACCCAAGCCUCUCCUGGAGCAGGCUUGCCUCAUUCCUUGCCAGCAAGAUUGCAUUGUGUCUGAGUUUUCGGCCUGGUCCGAAUGCUCCAAGACCUGCGGCAGCGGCCUCCAGCACCGGACGCGUCACGUGGUGGCGCCCCCGCAGUUCGGAGGCUCUGGUUGCCCAAACUUGACGGAGUUCCAGGUGUGCCAGUCCAGCCCCUGCGAGGCCGAAGAGCUCAUGUACAGCCUGCAUGUGGGGCCCUGGAGCACCUGCUCAAUGCCCCACUCCCGACAAGUAAGACAAGCAAGGAGACGCGGGAAGAAUAAAGAACGGGAAAAGGACCGCAGCAAAGGAGUAAAGGAUCCAGAAGCCCGCGAACUUAUUAAGAAAAAGAGAAACAGAAACAGACAGAACAGACAAGAGAAUAAAUAUUGGGACAUCCAGAUUGGAUAUCAGACCAGAGAGGUUAUGUGUAUUAACAAGACGGGGAAAGCUGCUGAUUUGAGCUUUUGCCAGCAAGAGAAGCUUCCAAUGACCUUCCAGUCCUGUGUGAUCACCAAAGAGUGCCAGGUUUCCGAAUGGUCAGAGUGGAGCCCCUGCUCAAAAACAUGCCACGACAUGGUGUCCCCCGCAGGCACUCGUGUAAGGACACGCACCAUCAGGCAGUUUCCUAUUGGCAGUGAAAAGGAGUGUCCAGAACUUGAGGAAAAAGAACCCUGUGUGUCUCAAGGAGAUGGAGUUGCCCCCUGUGCCACGUAUGGCUGGAGAACUACGGAGUGGACUGAAUGCCGUGUGGACCCUUUGCUCAGUCAGCAGGACAAGAGGCGCGGUAACCAGACAGCCCUCUGUGGCGGGGGCAUCCAGACCCGAGAGGUGUACUGCGUGCAGGCCAAUGAAAACCUUCUCUCACAAUUAAAUACCCACAAGAACAAAGAAGCCUCAAAACCAGUGGACUUGAAAUUAUGCACUGGCCCUGUCCCUAAUACUACACAGCUGUGCAACAUUCCUUGUCCAACUGAAUGUGAAGUUUCACCUUGGUCAGCUUGGGGACCUUGUACUUACGAAAACUGUAAUGAUCAGCAAGGAAAAAAAGGCUUCAAACUGAGGAAGCGGCGCAUUACCAAUGAGCCCACUGGAGGCUCUGGGGGAACUGGAAACUGCCCUCACUUGCUGGAAGCCAUUCCCUGUGAAGAGCCUGCCUGUUAUGACUGGAAAGCAGUGAGACUCGGAGACUGUGAGCCAGAUAACGGGAAGGAGUGUGGUCCGGGCACGCAAGUUCAAGAGGUUGUGUGCAUCAACAGUGAUGGAGAAGAAGUUGACAGACUGCUGUGCAGAGAUGCCAUCUUCCCCAUCCCUGUGGCCUGUGAUGCCCCAUGCCCGAGAGACUGUGUGCUCACCACAUGGUCUACGUGGUCCUCCUGCUCUCACACCUGCUCAGGGAAAACCACAGAAGGGAAACAGAUACGAGCACGAUCUAUUCUGGCCUAUGCGGGUGAAGAAGGUGGAAUUCACUGUCCAAAUAGCAGUGCUUUGCAAGAAGUGCGAAGCUGUAAUGAGCAUCCUUGCACUGUGUACCACUGGCAGACUGGUCCCUGGGGCCAGUGCGUGGAGGACACCUCCGUAUCGUCCUUCAACACAACUACGACUUGGAACGGGGAGGUUUCCUGCUCUGUCGGCAUGCAGACGAGAAAAGUCAUCUGUGUGCGAGUCAAUGUGGGCCAAGUGGGACCCAAAAAAUGUCCUGAAAGCCUUCGACCUGAAACUGUAAGGCCUUGUCUGCUUCCUUGUAAGAAGGACUGCAUUGUGACCCCAUAUAGUGACUGGACAUCAUGCCCUUCUUCAUGUAAAGGAGGGGACUCCGGUAUCAGGAAGCAGUCUAGACAUCGGGUCAUCAUUCAGCUGCCAGCCAAUGGGGGCCGAGACUGCACAGAUCCCCUCUAUGAAGAAAAGGCCUGCGAGGCACCUCAAGUGUGCCAAAGCUACAGGUGGAAGACCCACAAAUGGCGCAGAUGCCAAUUAGUCCCUUGGAGCGUGCAACAAGACAGCCCUGGAGCACAGGAAGGCUGUGGGCCUGGGCGACAGGCAAGAGCCAUUACUUGUCGCAAGCAAGAUGGAGGACAGGCUGGAAUCCAUGAGUGCUUACAGUACGCAGGCCCUGUGCCAGCCCUUACCCAAACCUGCCAGAUCCCCUGCCAGGAUGACUGUCAACUGACCAGCUGGUCCAAGUUUUCUUCAUGCAAUGGAGACUGUGGUGCAGUUAGAACCAGAAAGCGCACUCUUGUUGGAAAAAGUAAAAAGAAGGAAAAAUGUAAAAAUUCCCAUUUGUAUCCGCUGAUUGAGACUCAGUAUUGUCCUUGUGACAAGUACAAUGCCCAGCCUGUGGGGAACUGGUCAGACUGUGUUUUACCAGAGGGAAAAGUGGAAGUGAUGUUGGGAAUGAAAGUACAAGGAGACAUCAAGGAGUGUGGACAAGGAUAUCGUUACCAAGCAAUGGCCUGCUAUGAUCAAAAUGGCAGGCUCGUGGAAACAUCCAGAUGUAACAGCCAUGGUUACAUUGAAGAGGCCUGCAUCAUCCCCUGCCCCUCAGACUGCAAGCUUAGUGAAUGGUCCAACUGGUCGCGCUGCAGUAAGUCCUGUGGGAGUGGUGUGAAGGUUCGCUCUAAAUGGCUGCGAGAAAAACCGUAUAAUGGAGGAAGGCCUUGCCCCAAACUGGACCAUGUCAACCAGGCACAGGUGUAUGAGGUUGUUCCAUGUCACAGCGACUGCAACCAGUACCUGUGGGUCACAGAGCCCUGGAGCAUCUGCAAGGUGACCUUUGUGAAUAUGCGGGAGAACUGUGGAGAGGGCGUGCAAACCCGAAAAGUGAGAUGCAUGCAGAAUACAGCAGAUGGCCCUUCUGAACAUGUAGAGGAUUACCUCUGUGACCCAGAAGAGAUGCCUCUGGGCUCUAGAGAGUGCAAAUUACCAUGCCCCGAGGACUGUGUGAUAUCUGAAUGGGGUCCGUGGACCCGAUGUGUAUUGCCUUGCAAUCAAAGCAGUUUCCGGCAAAGGUCAGCUGAUCCCAUCAGACAGCCAGCUGAUGAAGGAAGAUCCUGCCCUGAUGCUGUUGAGCAGGAACCCUGUAACCUGAACAAAAACUGCUACCACUAUGAUUAUAAUGUAACAGACUGGAGUACAUGUCAGCUGAGUGAGAAGGCAGUUUGUGGAAAUGGAAUUAAAACAAGGAUGUUGGAUUGUGUUCGAAGUGAUGGCAAGUCAGUUGACCUGAAAUAUUGUGAAGAGCUGGGCCUGGAGAAGAACUGGCAGAUGAACACGUCCUGCGUGGUGGAAUGCCCUGUGAACUGUCAGCUUUCUGAUUGGUCUCCUUGGUCAGAAUGUUCUCAAACAUGUGGCCUCACAGGAAAAAUGAUCCGAAGACGAACAGUGACCCAGCCCUUUCAGGGUGAUGGAAGACCUUGCCCUUCCCUGAUGGACCAGUCCAAACCCUGCCCAGUGAAGCCUUGUUAUCGGUGGCAAUAUGGCCAGUGGUCUCCAUGCCAAGUGCAGGAGGCCCAGUGUGGAGAAGGGACCAGAACAAGGAACAUUUCUUGUGUAGUAAGUGAUGGGUCAGCGGAUGAUUUCAGCAAAGUGGUGGAUGAGGAAUUCUGUGCUGACAUUGAGCUCAUUAUAGAUGGUAAUAAAAACAUGGUUCUGGAGGAAACCUGCACCCAGCCUUGCCCAGGUGACUGUUAUUUGAAGGACUGGUCUUCCUGGAGCCUGUGUCAGCUGACCUGUGUGAAUGGUGAGGAUCUAGGCUUUGGUGGAAUACAGGUCCGAUCCAGAGCGGUGAUUAUACAAGAACUAGAGAAUCAGCAUCUGUGCCCAGAGCAGAUGUUAGAAACAAGAUCAUGUGAUGAUGGACAGUGCUAUGAAUAUAAAUGGAUGGCCAGUGCUUGGAAGGGCUCUUCCCGAACAGUGUGGUGUCAAAGGUCAGAUGGUAUAAAUGUCACAGGGGGUUGCUUGGUGAUGAGCCAGCCUGAUGCCGACAGGUCUUGUAACCCGCCGUGUAGCCAACCCCACUCGUACUGUAGCGAGACAAAAACAUGCCACUGUGAAGAAGGGUACACUGAAGUCAUGUCUUCUAACAGCACCCUUGAGCAAUGCACACUUAUCCCUGUGGUGGUAAUACCCACCAUGGAGGACAAAAGAGGAGAUGUGAAAACCAGUCGGGCUGUCCAUCCAACCCAACCCUCCAGUAACCCAGCAGGACGGGGAAGGACCUGGUUUCUACAGCCAUUUGGGCCAGAUGGGAGACUAAAGACCUGGGUUUACGGUGUAGCAGCUGGGGCAUUUGUGUUACUCCUCUUUAUUGUCUCCAUGAUUUAUCUAGCUUGCAAAAAGCCAAAGAAACCCCAACGAAGGCAAAACAACCGACUGAAACCUUUAACCUUAGCCUAUGAUGGAGAUGCUGACAUGUAACAUAUAACUUCUCCUGGCAACAACCAGUUUCGGCUUUCUGACUUCAUAGUAGAUGUCCAGAGGCCACAACACACGGAUCCAAACUGUGUGGAUUAAAAUACAUUUCAAUUUUUAAAAAGGGCGUCAUAAAGACAAGAGUGAAAAUCAUACUGCCACUGGAGAUAUUCAACACAGUACCACUUACAUACAUCAACUGUGAGAAUUAUAGGAGAUUUAGUUGAAUACAUGCUGCAUUCUGAAAGUUUUAUGUCAUAUUUUCUGAAGUCUACCAACGAAAAUCCACCUUCAUCUCUAAAAAAUAAUGGUGGGAUUGAUCAGGUAGGAUGCCUGAUACAAGACUGUCUGCAGUGUUAAUCCAUAAAACUUUCUAGCAUGACGAGUUUCUACCAAGAUCUCCACAAUACUAUAGUUAAAUUAACAACAUGUGUUGAUGCACAUUAUGUCAGAUUAUGUACUUGUUAAUAAGCAAUUUUAACAAUGCCUAACAAGCUCUAAGCUAAGCAGAAAACCCACUGAAUAAAUUCAGCAUCUUGGUGGUCGAUGGUAGAUUUUAUUGACCUGCAUUUCAGAGACAAGGACUCUUUUUUAAGACUCCAUUCUUGUCUCUCUCCAAAGUAAGAAUGCUGGACAAGUACUAGUGUCUUAGAAGAAAGAGUCCUCAAGUUCAGUAUUUUAUAGUGGUUAUUGUCUGGAAAACUAAUUUACUUGUGUUAAUAUGUUUCUACUUUCCCUGAUUUUCAAACUGGUUGCCUGCAUCUUUUUUGCUAUAUGGAAGGCACAUUUUUGCACUAUAUUAGUGCAGCAUGAUAGGCACUUACCCAGUAUUGCCAUAUAAACUGCCUCUUUUCAUAUGGGAUGAAGACAUCUGUGCCAAGAGUGUCAUGAAGACAUUUGCAAGUUCUUGUAUCCUGAAGAGAGUAAAGUUCAGCUUGGAUGGCAGCAAGAUGAAAUCAGCUAUUACACCUGCUGUACACACUCUUCCUCAUCACUGCAGCCAUUGUGAAAUUGACAACAUGGCGGUAAUUUAAGUGUUGAAGUCCCUACCCCUUAACCCUCUAAAAGGUGGAUUCUUCUAGUUGGUUUGUAAUUGUUCUUUGAAGGCUGUUUAUGACUAGAUUUUUAUAUUUGUUAUCUUUGUUAAGAAAAGAAAAGAAAAGAAAAAAAGGAACUGGAUGUCUUUGUAAUUUUGAGCAGAUGGAGAAAAUAAUGUAUCAAUGACUUUUGUAACUAAAGGAAAUCAAAAUUAUAUGUUGAUUUUUCUUUCUCUCUAAUUUGAUUUCUCAGUUUCAGAUUGAAUGUCUGUCUUGGAGGCACUAUUUUAAAAUCCAUAGUCUUUUGUCUUUCUCACUGACAAAAUUUGAAGCCAUCUUUUCAAUGCAUGAUUUCAAAUUUUUAAGAGAGAAGAAUAAAUAUCUUGUCCAAGACUUCAUUACAUCUCUAGACCAAGAGUGGCGAACUUUUUCUGUAAAGGACUAUAUAGAAACUAUUUUCAGCAAGCUCUAUGUUGCAAUUUCUCAACUUUGCCAUUCUGCUAAUGCAACCAUAAUAAAUAAAAGAAUGAACAUGACUGUUUUCCCAUAUAACUUUCUUUACAAAAACUGCCAGUAGGCCACCUCUGCAGGUCAAAUUUUGCUGACGCCUGGUUCUGGGUGUUUUUUAAUGCUAACUCUCCAUGGUGUCAUCUUUCUUUUUCAUUCAUUUACUCACUAUGUUCAGUGUUUAAUUUCAGAUGUGAGAAUUUACAGUCAUUACAUUUACCACUGUAUCAGAAGUAGCUGUAUUUUUUAAAGAUGUAGCCCUGGGAGUGGAACAAUACUUAACUCAGCAGACUUCUUUCAUAUGAAAAUUCAAAAGGUGCCAUUAAAAAGCAAUACCAUUUUUCAGGCAACAUUAUAGCAACAACCUCUGCAAGAGAGGAGGACACUAGCUUUUCAGGUUUUUUGAAAAAUAGCAUAACGUGCUGUUUUAUUUUAAACAGCAGUGUUCUGUAAAAGUGGUUUGGAUUUAGAAGGUAUUUUACCUUCAUACUGGAGUGUGACCUCCCCCUGCUGUUCAUUAGAGUAUUUGCAAAGCUUAUAAAAGACAUCACGUUAGAAUGUCAUUGUCCCCAAAAUGAAAAUAUUUGUCUUUCAAUAAGAACUAAAUGCAGUAAGCACUAAUUUCUUAUUCAAUAUUCACUAUAUUAGGCGAUGUAAACCAUUUCAAAGACAACAGGUAGUCAGGAAGAUAGAAUUUUACUUUAAACCAAGGAUUUAAACAAACAAACAAAAAAUAUAUAAAUCCAAAAUCCAUUUUAUCUGUCUUAUUAAAGAGGAAGAAAAAAUAAUAUUGUUACUCUAAAACUGUGAUUGUCAAUGUUUAUACUCAGGGGUCUUCCAGAUAAUCCUCAAGUUGAUGUCUUUGAAUAGCAUAAACUCCACUUGUCCAAAAUGAUUAAGAAAGAAUCUAUUGUGGUUACUUGAAAAAUUCAACUAACCCUCUUAUGAAAUGUGCGCAAUACCUUAUAAUUUUAAAAUGUGGGCUAGAAUUAAAAUACUGUUCCUACUAAAGCUAUACUUAUGAUAUUAUAAAAUGUCACUAAUUCAGAAAAAAUUAGUAUCAUCCCACCUAUAAGAAUUAGAAAAUCCAAAUUACAAAAUGUUAUGAAAAAUACAAGACAUUUUUUCAUAAAUUGAUUGGAUUUUACAACACACACACACACACACACACACACACACACGAGAGAGAGAGAGAGAAGAAAUUAGGUUUAACAUUACCUAAUAUUAGAGUACAUAUUGGAAGAUCACUGUUAGAAUAAAUAAACACUGGACAACCUCUUGGUAGAAAGGUGAAAAGAAUGUAGCAAUCUGGCUAUUUUGGACAAAUGGAAGUUUAUUAUAUUCAUGUUUAUAAUAUGAAAAUGGCCUUAUUUUUGUUUCUGGCAUAAGUCAAUAAUGAGUUAAAUAUUUUACUGGAAUUUCAUCAAAAUCUUAUUCUUCCUGUUCCUUCUAAAAAUUUGGGAGGGGAAUAUAGUAGAAACUUCUCUAUUGACACUUUUGCCUUAUGGAAAUGGUCUGUGAGGCUAAAAAGAUGUAGAACUGCUGUUCCCUAGUAUGAACGUCUUACUGGUUUUAAAAAGAAAAGGGCGGAACAAGUUUAACACAGUAUUAUAUGAUUUUGCUUGACUAUUUCAAUAGAAACCAUAUAGAAGAAGACUAACUGAUCUCUUUUGAAAGGGGCUGAUUUGCUUAUUCAUCAGUACCUCAUCCAAUAUAUUAACUAUAAUCUUCAUUUCAAAGCUUUUUUUUUUUGAGGACACUAUGGUGUAGCUUAAGUGAAUUAAAAAAGAGUGCAUAAAAGCAUGUUUUUCAUUACUUAUAACAAAGCACAAAUUACUUAAGGCAAAUAUGUAUUGACAUGUAAGACACUCUGCUUGGCACUGUAAAAAAAAA
Messenger RNA from Sapajus apella (tufted capuchin), 11811 nucleotides. RefSeq names its product thrombospondin type 1 domain containing 7A (gene THSD7A). Lineage: Eukaryota; Metazoa; Chordata; Mammalia; Primates; Cebidae. The record is from RefSeq and is a predicted model, not a curated record. The transcript is spliced from 28 exons. Bases 3422 to 8380 code for a protein of 1652 amino acids. Gene Ontology annotation, biological process: actin cytoskeleton organization. Gene Ontology annotation, cellular component: plasma membrane.